AUGCCUCUAGCAGCAAUUACAUCAUACUCUAUCCCAUUCAAGAUUCCGGGCAGUCAGAAAGACCGCCAAAAGCUUCACUAUUUUUGCGUACAAGCGGCCUCGGACCUCUCAGGAAAUCUAUGCAGCGGCGCAGAUUUCUGGUCCAAUACAGUGCUGCGAUGCAGUCACGAAGAGCCAGUUGUACGUCACGCCCUGAUUGCACUAAGUUCGAUCCACCUCGACUUGGUGACAAGCGACUGUCCGGAAGGCCAAGGUUUUGGCAAUGAGCUUACCAGUGUUGAAAGCCUUCUUCAGUAUAAUAAGGCGAUACAUCAGCUACGGACCUACUUGUCCUCUCGAGAGCGACCGUCCGUUAAAGUUGCGUUGAUCUGCUCUGCGUUGUUCUACUGCUUCGAGAGUACUCGUGGGGAAUACGAUUCUGCGCUUGGACAUCUUCGGAAUGGACUUACAAUACUUCGUGAUGCAAUGGCAAGGAGGAAGUCAGAAGCCCAUACAACGGAGAGCAAAGAUGAACCCGAGGACCUCCAACCGCUGGAGCAUUUUUUCACACGCUUGGAUCUGCAAGCCACUGCGUUUGAUGAAGGACGCGUUCCAUUGCUUGAGUUCACAUCCCUCGACGAAAGGACCGGGCUCAAGCCCAUAGUGGCCACUGACAUAUUCCAGAAUUUGUACGAAGCACAGUUGGCUCUCGAUAAACUGCGAAAUCAGGCCUGGCGAUUCUGCACCAUCAAUGCCCCGUUUAAGCAUGUACAGCCAGAGAAAUUACCAGCACAUGUGGUACAAGAGAAGAAACAGCUUGUCUCACAGUUCAAGCACUGGUCAUCGGCACUCGAAGCACUAUGGCUUCAGCAAGAUAGUGACAGCUGUCAGCGCUCUGAGAUCCAGACCUUUCAAGAAUCGGCCACAAUGCUCAAAGUUCUACACCGGACCGCACAAAUGCUCAUUCUCGCCAACUUUCCACAUGACUAUUCGAUAUUUGGAAGCACUCCGAAUGAACGGGGCAGGGAGAUCAUUUCGUUGAUAGAGUCUCUCCGCUUGACCGACCCUUCCCGUAGGACAUACUCAUGUGAGGUGGGGGUUCUUGCGCCUCUAAGUAUGUUAGGGUCGAGUUGCAAGGAUCCCCAAGUCUGCGGGAAAGCCAUGAUGCUCCUCGCUGCGUCCAGAAGACGUGAAGGGCUGGUGGAUGCACAGAUGGUUGUUCAGGUUGCGAGAAGGAUCCUCAUGCUGCGAACGGGAAGGCAGGUCGACCUAACGCCAAAGGUGGACGAGCCAAUGCGACAAACGGCUGACACAGUGAUCGACGACAUAGCUAUGAAGCUUUGGGUCUCGGAUUCUAUGGAUCUUGCUCAGGACGGCUCUUACGCUGCCCCCAGGAUUGCGAAGAUGUUUGGUUCCGCCGUCAAAUUAUUCAACGUCAAUCUCAGAUAG
This is a messenger RNA of Endocarpon pusillum Z07020, 1428 nucleotides long. RefSeq lists its product as uncharacterized. The coding region runs from base 1 to 1428 and encodes 475 amino acids. Lineage: Eukaryota; Fungi; Ascomycota; Eurotiomycetes; Verrucariales; Verrucariaceae. The record is from RefSeq and is a predicted model, not a curated record. The transcript has a single exon.